This is a messenger RNA of Zerene cesonia (dogface butterfly), 456 nucleotides long. RefSeq lists its product as uncharacterized. The coding region runs from base 1 to 456 and encodes 151 amino acids. NCBI's taxonomy places the organism in Eukaryota, Metazoa, Arthropoda, Insecta, Lepidoptera, Pieridae. The transcript is spliced from 2 exons. The record is from RefSeq and is a predicted model, not a curated record.
AUGAGGUUUCAUAACCUAUUUAAAUUGAUAUUUCCUUGCCUACUAAAGGCGCUCGUAAUAAAUGCGUUAAGUGUGAAGCCACAAUUUUUUGAGAAAAAUCAUCAAAUGUGUGUGAAAUUGGCUAAACAGCCUUAUUUUGAUAUAGAUAUAGUUGUAGGUAAGCCCUGGAGGAUAUAUUAUACGUGGAAUCUGAAACUGGAUACAAAAUGUUUGGAUAUGGUGUUUAAGAAUGCUACGAUUGAGAUAAUCAAUCGAUUCUGGAACGAUAUGAACGAAUAUCUAGAACAGCAGCCGGUGUGGGAAGCAGCGACCCUGAGCGUGACUAUGGGUUCAGCUAAACACGAACUGCUCCUCUUUGCUGACCAGGGACCAGCUGGCAGCUUCCUCGCAGUGCCAAAUGUUAUACGUGAAGGAAGUUCGUACUAUUCGUUGAAUAGUGGAAAAUAUUUAGUUUAA